GAAAAGAUCAUGUCUGUAGAUUCAUUGGAUGUGGACGGAAUGACAGAUUUAACUAUGUGGUCAUGCAGUUGCAGGGUCGGAACUUGGCAGAUCUGCGUCGCAGCCAAUCUCGAGGAACUUUCACCAUUAGUACCACUCUGCGGCUUGGGAAGCAGAUUUUGGAAUCUAUUGAAAGUAUUCAUUCUGUGGGAUUCCUGCACAGGGACAUAAAACCAUCGAACUUCGCAAUGGGACGUUUUCCUAGCACCUGUAGGAAGUGUUAUAUGCUGGAUUUUGGCUUGGCACGGCAAUUUACCAACUCAUGUGGCGAUGUCAGACCACCGCGAGCUGUUGCUGGUUUUCGAGGAACGGUACGAUAUGCCUCCAUCAAUGCUCAUAGAAACAGAGAAAUGGGUCGGCAUGAUGACCUCUGGUCACUCUUCUACAUGUUGGUGGAAUUUGUGGUUGGGCAACUGCCUUGGAGAAAAAUAAAAGAUAAGGAGCAGGUGGGCUCCAUUAAAGAAAGGUAUGAACACAGACUUAUGUUGAAACAUCUUCCUCAAGAAUUCAAUGUCUUUCUGGAUCACAUUUCUAAUUUAGAUUACUUUACAAAGCCUGAUUACCAGCUUCUCAUGUCUGUGUUUGACAACAGCAUGAAAACAUUUGGGGUUAUUGAAAGUGACCCUUUUGACUGGGAGAAGAGUGGAACUGAGGGCUCUCUGACAACAACAACAACUUCGACCACACCUCAGUUACACACUCGUCUUACGCUGGCUGCAAUUGGGAUUGCCAAUGCUACUCCUAUCCCAGGAGAUUUGCUGAGAGAAAACACAGAUGAAGUAUUUCCUGAUGAACAGCUCAGUGAUGGAGAGAAUGGUAUUCCAGUUGGUGUCUCACCAGAGAAACUACCUGGAUCCCCUGGGCAUCAGCGUCCUCAGGAAAAAGAUGUUUGGGAAGAAAUGGAUGCAAACAGAAACAAAAUAAAACUAGGGAUCUGCAAGGCUGCCACAGAGGAAGAAAAGAGCCAUGAGCCAGCGAAUGGAAUGCUUAAUGCACGGAGUCUCGGUUCCCCAAUUCAUGUUUGCUCAGAGACCAUCCAGUUAGAGAGAGAUGUUCCACUGGUGCGAAAGUUACGUUCAAUUCACAGCUUUGAACUGGAGAAGCAUAUGACGUUGGAGCCAAAGCCAGAUGCUGAUAAGUUUCUUGAGGCCUGUUUGGAGAAGAAACAGAAAGACACGAAUGCUGUGGCAGAGACUCCUGUUGCUGCUGUUCCUCCUCUUUCUCAGAAAACACCUAUUCCUGCUACUGCCCGUGUGGACCAUGUUUGGCACUAUGAUGAAGAAUAUCUUCCAGAUGCUUCAAAACCUGGGUCAGCUAAUUCUCCAGACCAUGCUGAUGGUGUUAUUAGCAAUGGAUUUGUAGCUGUUAACUUAAACUCCUGCAGGCAGGAGGUUGAUUCUAAGGAAUGGGUGAUAAUAGAUAAGGAACGGGACUUGCAGGACUUCGGGACAAAUGAGGCUUUAGGACACAAGGUGACUGGAAGUCCCUCAGAUGAAGAGCCAGAGGUAUUACAAGUUCUAGAGGAGUCACCUGCAGAAGAGCAGUCCAGACAGGGUGUUUGUGCAGGAAACAAUGUCCAUGCCAAGAACCAGACUUCAGGGGUGGAGUUUGUUCUGGACAUGGAGUGUCAUCCUGCUGCUUCUGAACAGCUUACAGAUAAAUUGGAACUUCUGUCUGGAGCUGCUGGACAGCUUCUUGCAGCCACCCCUACGAGUCCUAUGGAAGCUCAAGCAGAAGGAGCACUCACUCCGAUAACAAUACCCAGACCUUCAGUGGCAUCCACACAGUCUGCUUCAGAGAGCUUUCACUAUGGCCACCAGCUAGAGAGAAGAGAGCAGGAUGGGCAGUCUGUGGAACUUUCCUCUCCAAAGGAGAGUUUGCCAGGUUUGGUUGUGAUAGAAGAUGCACUUCCAGGUAGUGCCAGCAGACCAGAUUUGGUACUUAAUAUCAGCCAAGAGGUGCUUGACAGGGAAGGACUUGUCAAAGAAUGUGUCAGCAUGCUGGACUGUGGCCAAAAGGACCUACCUGAACAACACAGUGGGAUACAGGAAGAGAAAGAGCUUGAAAACAUUCCUGUGGAGGAGGCUGAUGAAGAAAGGCUUCCAGUGGUUUCUGAGGAUGCCAUUGAAAUGCUAAGCAAAGAACAGAAUUCUUCUUUGCCAGGAAACUCAAAAUCUGCAGAGGAAGAACCUCUAACAAAUACUGCUGAAGAAUCAAAGCCAAGGCCCGUUUGUUUGGUGCCAAAUCAAGAUGAGGUUCUGGUAUUAGCACCUAAAACGUCAGAAUCGUCUCCCUCAAGACAUACUAACGCACAUGUUAAUAGACAGUCAAGCAAAAUAGCAACUGUUCAGGAAAAUGGUUUUCAUUCUGAUAAGGAAGAAGUUCAUAGCCAAGACUUGAAAUGCCACCAAGUGGCCCUUACUACUUUUUUGCAGCAGGAGAACAAAAAAGAGAAAAAUGCUCCCAGAAAUGGAGAGUUAUUGCACUGCAUUUCAGAAAAUGAGAAUUCUUAUCGAUCUAAGAAGGACUCAGUUAAAUCUUUUGUAUUCAGGCAGAGCCGAAUCCCAGUUUUAGCACAAGAGAUAGACUCAAUAUCAGAUUCGUCUUCUGUUUCAGCAAAGGAAAAGCUGCUUCUAAAAAAGGCCCAUCAGACAGACUUGGUCAAAUUACUUACAGAAAAGAGACAGCUCAAAUCUUUCCUUGGUGACCUCUCAAGUGCCUCUGAUAAGUCACUGGAGGAAAAAAUGGCUGCUACUUCAGUACCAUUUUCUGAGGAUGAUGUCUUAGCUUCAUUUUCUAGAUUGACACUGGACUCUCAUUUCAGCAAGCAGAAUGAAGAUAGCUCUUUGUCUCCAAGCAGCCCUCAGUCAAGAAAAAGCAAGAUUCCAAGGCCAGUGUCCUGGGCAACCACUGACCAAGUCACCAGUUCAAGUUCAGCUCAGUUCUUUCCUCGGCCACCACCAGGAAAACCGCCUGCUAGACCUGGGGUAGAAGCUAGGUUACGCAGAUACAGAGUCCUAGGGAGUAGCAGCUCGGACUCAGAUCUUUUCUCUCGUCUGGCUCAAAUCCUAGAGAAUGGAUCUCAAAGACCAAGGAGUUCUACCCAGUGUAAGAGUCCAGGAUCUCCACAUAGUCCCAAAACACCACCCAAGAGCCCUGUCAUCCCCCGACGCAGUCCCAGUGCCUCCCCUAGGAGCUCUUCUUUGCCCCGUACUGCCAGUUCUUCUCCAUCCCGGGCUGGGAGAUCCCAUCAUGAUCAGAGGAAUUCAUCCCCACAUCUUGGGAGGAGUAAAUCACCUCCUAGCCAUUCAGGCUCCUCAUCUUCUAGGAGAUCCUGCCAACAAGAGCACUGCUGCAACAAAACAAGCAAGAAUGGUCUGAAAGGAUCUGGCAGUUCUUUCCACCAUCCCCCAAACACUAAGACUCCCACAGGAAAGAGCAAAUCAACCACUAAGCUUAGCAGAUAG
Molecule: messenger RNA, 3506 nt
Organism: Acanthisitta chloris (rifleman)
Lineage: Eukaryota; Metazoa; Chordata; Aves; Passeriformes; Acanthisittidae
Gene: TTBK2
Product: tau tubulin kinase 2
Exons: 12
Biological process (GO): cilium assembly; peptidyl-serine phosphorylation; signal transduction
Cellular component (GO): cytoplasm; ciliary basal body; nucleus
Molecular function (GO): ATP binding; protein serine/threonine kinase activity
Source: RefSeq, a predicted model, not a curated record